AUGACAGGCCUAAGCUUAUCAGAUAUCCUGAAAACAGAAUCCCUGAACUUGGAUCCCUACGAGGAUAUCUACAAAUAUUUCCAUGCGCAUCCCGAACUUUCCCGACAAGAGAAAUCUACAUCGGGAAAGCUCGCGGCGCAUUUGGCCCAACUGAAAGUAUUCGAGCUACACACCAAAAUCGGAGGCUACGGCCUCGCGGGUGUAUUUCAAAAUGGUGAGGGCAAGACUGUGCUUCUACGAGCAGACAUGGAUGCCCUUCCUGUCAAGGAGCUGACUGGGCUCCCCUAUGCAAGCUCUUUCACCAUGCCCGAUGCCGAUGGGGAUGAAAAGCCAGUGAUGCAUGCCUGUGGCCAUGAUAUGCACAUUACGUGUCUUCUCGCCGCAGCGGAGACGCUUGUCAAGAUGCGGGACUCUUGGACCGGGACUUUGAUCGUGCUGUUUCAACCGGACGAAGAGCGAGGUGGGGGCGCGCAGGCGAUGGUGGAUGAUGGCCUUUACUCCAAGAUCCCCGUUCCAGAUUAUUGCCUUGGUCAACAUGUCAUGAGAAUGCGAGCAGGAAGCGUUGGUUCGCGCCCUGGAGCAAUCAUGGCUGCAGCCGACAGUAUGAAGAUCACAGUUUUUGGACGUGGUGGACAUGGAUCUCAGCCUCAUCAGACAGUGGAUCCAGUACUUCUUGCUGCCCAUAUUGUUAUUCGGCUUCAAAGCAUCGUGAGCAGAGAGAUCAACCCAAGCGACCUCGCCGUCUUGACCGUGGGAAGUCUCCAGGCAGGACAGACAGAGAACAUCAUUACCGACAGGGCCGAGAUCGGCGUGGACUUUCGGUCUGUCAAGCUGGAGAUUCGGGAACAAAUUAUCUCUGCCAUCAAGCGCAUCGUCGAGGCCGAGUGCGUAGCGAGUGGCUCGCCCAAGCCCCCGGUGUUCACUCCGACAAGACGCUUCCCACCUACGCUGAACGACAAAGAUGCUGCGUCUCAGGUUGCUGCCACCUUCGCAACUCACUUUGAAGACUUUGAUGAUGACAUACCAAGAACCAAUGUUAGCGAAGAUUUCUCUACGUUAGCCACCUGCAGAGGGAUUCCUAGCUGUUUCUGGCUCCUGGGAGGUAUUGAUCCUGAGUUUUGGGACAAGGCAGAGGCAGAAGCUCGCACGGAAGAGAUCCCGGGGAACCACUCGGCCCUUUUCGCCCCCGUCAUUCAGCCAACGAUGAGAGCUGGGGUGGAUGCACUGUGUCUAGCUGCCUUGACUUUCUUGAAGUAG
This is a messenger RNA of Penicillium alfredii, 1257 nucleotides long. RefSeq names its product M20 family metallopeptidase. NCBI's taxonomy places the organism in Eukaryota, Fungi, Ascomycota, Eurotiomycetes, Eurotiales, Aspergillaceae. Bases 1 to 1257 code for a protein of 418 amino acids. The transcript has a single exon. The record is from RefSeq and is a predicted model, not a curated record. Gene Ontology annotation, molecular function: hydrolase activity.